This is a messenger RNA of Drosophila simulans, 3380 nucleotides long. RefSeq names its product polynucleotide 5'-hydroxyl-kinase NOL9. Bases 150 to 3314 code for a protein of 1054 amino acids. The record is from RefSeq and is a predicted model, not a curated record. Gene Ontology annotation, cellular component: nucleus. Lineage: Eukaryota; Metazoa; Arthropoda; Insecta; Diptera; Drosophilidae. The transcript has 4 exons. Gene Ontology annotation, molecular function: polynucleotide 5'-hydroxyl-kinase activity. Gene Ontology annotation, biological process: cleavage in ITS2 between 5.8S rRNA and LSU-rRNA of tricistronic rRNA transcript (SSU-rRNA, 5.8S rRNA, LSU-rRNA).
UCUCAUCGAUGGCAACUCUGUGCGCGUUAUUCCCAUGACCGACCACGACUGGUAACACCGCACAUAUGUUAUUCUUCCUCUUCUUCUUAAAUAUGCGGUCGCAUGGCCCGGGAAUUAAGUGUUGGUAGUUCAAGCAAAAACUGAAAGGAAUGCUAGACGAACAUAUUCUGAAAGAAAUGCAGCUGAGCUUCCAGCUCACCGAACAGCGAGAACUCGCCUCUGGCCGCCGUAAACCGGAAAACCCACAGCACCGACCUGCUGCUCCAAAGAAAAAAGUUAUUUCAAAGGUGGCCAGCAAACCUGCAAAGAUUUUGGAAGCAAUGAUUCAAAAAACCCAGAUGGAGUCGCCCAAAAAAUCCAAGAAAAAUAAGACAGCCGGCACAAAGCGGCCUCUUUCCAAUAAUGUGUCGAAGCCAGACAGUUUUCCAUCCCAGAAGAGGCUUAAAAAGGAUGAUACCCUACCUAAAAAGAAUCCUUUAAAUAAAUCCUCAAAUGUUGCAGCUAAAAAAUCUGCUGCAAAAAGCAAAAGUGCUAAGCUUCCUCCUAUUCCCAAGGUUCAAAGGAGAGAAUCAGUUCCUAAGAAAACCAAAGUUAAGACGUCAAAUAACACAAAAAAAGCAAGUUUACCUAAGAAACAAAAGGUAAAUGGAGCCAAGAGCUCAAUAAAGGUUGUACAAAAUGGUAAAAUAGUCGAGAUAAUGGCCAAACCGGAAUUAAGUGACACUGAAAUGAAUUCAUUAGAUGAUUGGAGUGAAGAAGACGAUUAUUUAAUUGAAAGUGACUCUGAAAACGAUGUAGUUGAAGAAAUAGACGAGACAUUUCUUAAACACCCGAAGAUUUUUAAGGCCAAAGGCAAAGGCCCCGAAUACAAAGUAUCAGAUAUUCUUCCUCCUUUUGAACAUGAAGAAUACCAAGGUCUGUUGUUGAAUGGCGAUGGCAGCGGAACAGUUCGAAAGAUUGAGGUUUUUAAGAAUGCACAGGAAGAAACUGACAGCGACGAAGAGGACCCGAAGAUUUUUAAGGCCAAAGGCAAAGGCCCCGUAUUCAAAGUAUCUGAUAUUCUUCCUCCUUUUGAACAUGAAGAAUACCAAGGUCUUUUGUUGAAUGGCGAUGGCAGUGGAACAGUUCGAAAGAUUGAGGUAUUUAAGAGAGCACAGGAAGAAACUGACAGCGACGAAGAGGACAUUGAUUAUGAGCCACGAGAUAGCGAUGACUUUGGAUCUGAGGAAUUUGACAGCGAAGUGUCUGACAGUGAAGACACAACCAGCGCAGACUAUGAUAGUGAUGGAGAUUUCUACAGUGAAGAUAGCGAUAUGGAGGAUGUUAGUGACAGCGAUAGUGAAGAAUACGGAAGCGAUUUCUUCGACAGCGACGACCUCGAUUCAACUUAUGAGCCACCUGAUAUUGAGGGAUUCUUUGAUGAUCCUCAACCUGUCGGUAUGCAAAGAGAGCCGCUUAUUAUAGAGGAAAUCUUCGACGAUCCCCCUGUGGAAAAAAAGCAAGAACUUAUAAAACAGUCAAGUGCAGUGGUGACUGUUGUAGGUCACUCAUUCAGUGAGCCGUCAGAGAAGGAGUCUGAAGCUGCAAUUGAAAAUGAAGAGAAUGCCGAGGUAUCACUGCCUGAAGUUAUAACACCCGAAAAGGAAAAUGAUCUCAAACUAAGCGAUGCCCCGUUUUACAGAAAUCCGCAAGCAAAUCCCACUGAGCUUAGCGUCUUUGAGAACAGUCUGAAGAGCAAUCAUGUGCUGGCCGUGAUUAAGGAGGACCUCGAAGUUUAUGGCACACUAGUGCUGACUCUACUCUGCGGUCAAAUAUCAGUAAAUGGUUACAAAGCACGCAGGCAGGAAGCUAUUACCAUUUAUUCUCCUAAAGGCCUUAAUUGGGUAUCUAUUUCGCCAACCAAGACUAAAAAACCUCUAAAAGAUGAGGUGGAUUGGGAAGUACUCAACAAGAACUUCACACGCGCCCAGCUAGACAGGAUUAAGACCAGCUUUCAGCGUCAGACGAAUGCAAUAGUACUGCUUCACCGAAACGCAAGUGCACAGCAGCUCGUCGACACCUUUGGCAAGCACAUGGCGCAAAAUGUGUUCCCACUGGUCAAUUCUUCCAAUCGACCAUUUAGCCAAAGUGAAACCCUGUUGCACUGUCUGAUUCAAGCGAGCGAUCAAAAGCGGACUCUGCAAGUUCCGCAGGUUUGGAAUAAGUUAAAGAUGCAUGCAACGAGCCGGAUAAUGGUAGCCGGUGGUAAGGGCGUCGGAAAGUCUAGUUUAUUGCGUUACCUCAUCAACCGAAAUCUGGCUCAGUUCCCAUCCAUGCUGCUCAUCGACCUGGACAUUGGUCAACCGGAAAUAUUUGUUCCACAGACUAUUUCUUGCACCGUAAUUGAUGGGCCCCUUCUGGGACCGGGCUUCCUGUACAACAGGCAGCCGGAACAUGCCAUUGUCGUGGGCCACACCAACAUUGUCUUGUGCGCAGAGCAGUAUGCCCGAGCAGUUAUUCAGCUAGUCCAAAACAUUCAGAACGAUGCCAAGUAUUCAAAUAUUCCUUGGCUGAUAAAUACGAUGGGCUAUAACAAGGGCUUUGGUAUGGAAUUGAUGGCUCUGCUGGUGGAUCGCAUUCGUCCCACGGAUCUUGUACAGAUUGCCAGUCCAAUUCCAAUCAAUAACUUUGAUACUGCCCUCGACCAGAGCAGUCUGUCGCAGAUAAAACCAAUAAUAUACUGUGCGGAGGAGUUCAAGAUCAAGGAAAUACCAAAAUACACGCUCCAUAAGCUGCUCAGUGCAGUGCCUGCAAAGGAAAAAGGAACUUGGAGUCUCAGCGCAAAGGACAUGCGAUACUCCAACCUUCUGGCACGUCUCAGUUCAUGCCUGACUGGAAAUGCCAAAUCUCUCACAGACUGCGAGCCGUUGGGAGUGUCUUUGGAAUCCCUGCAGAUACUGCAUCCCACCAGCAAGAGUUACUCGCACGAGGAACUGAUUCGAGGCAUGGAGGCUAAUGUAGUAUAUCUGUGCCAUCACGGGGAAGGUCUGGCCCAAUGUUUGGGAAUAGGUGUGGUUCGCGCCAUCGACUACGAGCGCAAGGAGUUAUACCUGGUGCCAGCAAUGCCGCUACAAAAGAUGUCCCUGGUGGAUUGUCUUAUCCUCGGCGGAGAACAGGUCCUGCCGCAAGGCUUCCUCCGGGAUCAGGGCCAAGGUGUGUCCAGCAGUGUGCCCUUCGUGUUCAUACUUGACGAUUCGAAAUCUUCGAAGAGUAUCCAGCAGAUCUACCAUCGAGCGCCAGCCUUUCUGGGAGUACCAGCUAAUCAACGCAACUAAAACUGAGCUUACUGAAGCAAUCGCAAUCGGAUAACUUUGUAAAUAAAGUUAGGUUUAUUAACACAA